AUGCAGACGGUUCCAAGCCUCGUUGGAUCCGGUGCUGCGCUUGCUGCAGCUGCCUUGGGCCUGGCAUUUGCUGAGCCAGAGCCCCAACCAAGUCCUCCUCCGACCUCGACCUUCAACAGAAAACGGGCGUACACCAACUACGAUGGCGCUUCCUACAACCCUCGCCUGAGCAGCGCACCUGCUUCCUCUCGCCCAGGGACCAGCUCUGCAAGCCUGAACCCUCCCGCCGAGGUGUUUCACCCCAGCUCUCUCCCUGAUGCUUCCUUCUCACCCACGACUGCAAACACCCCCCGCCCUCAGCGUCCCACGAGCAGCACCCAACUUACGCCGCCCAAAGUCAGUAGCCGGAGGCAAUCGUUCGUUCGCCAGGCCGACGGCACCGUGGCCCCCACGGCCGAGGACUCGCGUGACUCGGUAUCAUCCAAUGGCUCCUGGAUGAGACGCCUGUCGUUGCGACCGCUUUCACAACACGGUAGUCUUCGGUCCAGCGCUGGCCCUGAAACGCACUCCAUUGCCUUCUCCCAUGGAUCCUCGGCCCCAAUUCUGUCGCCAUCAGGCACAUAUCAGACCCCCCUGCCUCCAAACAACUCGACUACGACUCGACCGAGGGCUUGGGAGGCCCAGCAAUAUUCACUCGAUCGUUACAUGCCAGCGCAAGAUGUUUUGUCUCUGUCGCCGGUCGAGCCCUACCACCCUCCCAGAACUGCUGAACCCUCGCGCUGGACCUCACUGUUUCAUUCGCGAACCAUUAACGUGCCUGUCAGUAGGACGCCGGACCGUUUACUCGAACGCGGAGGGGCGCCUCUGUCGAAACGACUACGUGUCUUUGUUGAGGAUAAGAAAUAUAUCUAUCUCGUCCGAGCUAGCGUGGUCAGCACUACGUCUGGCGCAGGGGACGCAUUGUACUCUGUCGAUGAGUCUUCAUCGCCCAAUCAGGAAAUCCAGGAUACGGGAAGCUCUGGUGGGACUCCUGACGACACACCAACAAAACGCGCAAGACGUUCGUUGUCGACGCAUUUCUCGUCCCCGACCAAUCUCUUCUCGAGAACGGGAAGCUUGCGGCGAUCGAAACGUGGAGCGGAGCCGAGAGAUGGGACUAGGCGUCAUGUCUCUGCACCGAUUUCUUCCUUGCAGAAAGCAAAUCAGGACAGCCUCGCUAGCCCUGCAAGUCUUGCAGGAGACGCAUUGACACUGCAUAAUCGGCAACAACGCACUAAUCCUGAGCAAUCCACAUCCGCCUUGCACAUGGCGCGCCAGCGAAAUUCAUCCUCCCCGCUUCCCCCAUUGUCUCGCCUCUCGAGUUUCAACGUCGACCUCACAAGGCUAGGGUCGUCAGCGACUGUGCCACAGCCCCGGUCAAAUCAGCCAUCCGGCAGCUCACAGAGCUCGGCAGCCAUGGCCUCUUACAGGAAUGCGAGGCACGAACGAAGCUCCACGCUGAACAGCUCUGACUACGAGGUGCGGGGCUUUAAUUCCGGCGAUGAUGAAGACACAGAUUUUAGGAGCGACACCAUGUUUGACUCGAUACGAACGUUGGCAUCGGUACGCAACCGAGCCGUCGAGAGCCCACUCGAGUCCAUGUUCGACGAGUCGCCCCCCAGCACCGCAGGCAAUGGGAAGACGAAGCGGCUGUCCAUCCAAGAGAUACUCGGGCGUGGCUGGGAUGCUGACGAGAUGAUUAUGGAAGAGGACGAAAACAUGUCAACGCCCGUCCGGGCUAGCCACGACCGCAAGAACCUCGCAGGCAUCGCAUCCGCGCCGACCGGAUACAGCUACGAGCGCCCCUCGAACGACUACUCUCUGUCCAACAAAGAGCUAGCACGACUCUCUCUAGAAGACGAUUUUGAAGACGAUUGGGCCAGGGACGACGACGAAAUGGGGUUCGGCAACCAAUUAUCACCACCCAGCUCGAUGAACUCGAGAGGUGUCAGCCCUAACCUGCGACUAGCAUUAGCCAGUAUCAGCGGCAAAGACGUCGCAGAUGUGGCGCAAGACUUGCGCGGCGAGAGGCCUCGCAGCAACCUCUUUGACUGGACGGAGACGAACCCGGGCGAGCAUGGUGCAGAGGGCCAGCUCCGCCCCAAGACAGUUCACGGCCGCCAAGAGAUGGACAUGAGAGGUGGUCGUCCUUCCAACCGCAAGGGACCUGUCGUUGCGCACGUCAGGAGCCAAAGUGUCCCCGUUGCAUACGAUCCAACGGACAAUGCCAAAGCUGCGACGCAGAAAUUCGGCACAUGGGGACUCGGCACCAAGGGUGCCAGCGAAGAUUGGGACGACGAUUUCGAGUUUGGCGGCAGUGAUGAGGGCGGAGGUUUCCACUCUAUUGGGGAUCUAUCCAUGAUGGUCCCAGCGUCGAUUCAAGCAUCGCAACCCAGCCUGAAGCAACACUCUGGUCAAAUUAGGGAACUUUCCCUCCUCGUCAAUGAUCUCAAGCGCCUCUGUCGACAUGGCCGUGAUCUCGAUCUACUCGACGGCACCCAUGCGGCGCUGUGGCACGAGGCAGAAGGCAUAAUUUCCCUGGCCUCACCCGACGAGGAUGAGUUGGAAGGCAUGGACGUUGAUUCUUCGGAUCUGGAUUUCGAGCCUUACAGCGUCAACGAGCGUUUGGCAGACAGCAACGAUAUGGACACGGAGACUGCAAAGAAGCCAGAGGAUUCCUUCGAGGCACACGACCUCCACCUAGCCAAGACGACUGUCAUCCGGGAACGCCCUGCAGGACGAAGGCGAUCGGUCUUCAGCCCUGACGAUGACAUAUUCGGAGGCAAUGGAUCAAUUACUGAUGCCAGCGCCGCAUCCUCCCGACCGAAGACGCCUGAGAACAACAUAAACAUGGGGGGCCACGACGUUACCGACAUUGUCAAGUCGGUGCUGGACGCCAUGCAGCAACGGUCUACGUCGGACUCGUCUCACAACUCCGCGAGGGCUUCGGAAGACAAGGUUCACUUUGGCACAAACAAUCUGAAGGCAUUGGUCAAGCGGGCAGGAGAUUUGCGAGACUUGCUCUCCGAGGCUGUCCGCCGUGUUGACCAGAUCACCUCCAGUCCCAUGAGGACCCCUCGUCGUCAUGAGCGCGAAAGCCCUGCCUUUACCCGUGUCUUUACACCUGAACCACCAUCAUCCAGUCCGCCCAAGCGUCUACCCCAUAGCCAAAGUACGAAUUCGGUACUGAGCCGCGGCUCUCACGAGGCCUCGCCAUCGACUGGUCUCAACCAACGAAUGCAGAUGAUGACUGUCAGUUGA
Verticillium dahliae VdLs.17 is the source of this 3240-nucleotide messenger RNA. RefSeq lists its product as uncharacterized. NCBI's taxonomy places the organism in Eukaryota, Fungi, Ascomycota, Sordariomycetes, Glomerellales, Plectosphaerellaceae. The coding region runs from base 1 to 3240 and encodes 1079 amino acids. The transcript has 3 exons. The record is from RefSeq and is a predicted model, not a curated record. Gene Ontology annotation, molecular function: GTPase activator activity. Gene Ontology annotation, biological process: regulation of mitotic cytokinesis.